GAACAUAUUCAAACACACAAUCACACAACACAUACUAUGUACAAUUGUACACCGGAUUUUAAGUUGAAACAUUGUUUCCGAAUCACUUUUGAUUUUGUUAUAAAAGAAAUCGAGAAAAAAUCGCCAUUUAAAAGCAGCGAUAACAGGAAACACCGACGAAACCCACUAUAUAACAGGAUACGAAAAAAAUUGAAAAUAAAAGUUAAGCGGAAAAUGCGAAAAUCAAAAAUGGUAAAAAAAGGUAAAGGAGCGAGACUUAGCUCCAAUCCAAUAGAUAUGGAAAGGAUUAAUCAUGAUGAAACAGAAAAAAAAUCACUUUCUCACUCUGGUGUCUCAACUCAAAAAGAUAAAUAUAACUUAGAUGAUACCCCUAGUUGCCUAAACUAUUUUAGUACCAACACCAGAACGAUGAUGUGCGAAUUCUAUAAACAACUUCCGUUCGAGGUUCCCGCUGAAUUCCACACAUUCUUACAAAAUUUACUGUGGUCUCGAAUUGAACAUAGAUUGAAGAAUCAAUUGACUGAAUCGAUUGAACUGAAUGCCAUCGAUAAGUUGAUACAAGUUUUGCUAACGCCCGAUAUUGCUCGAAAAGAAGUAUUAACUUCUUUUCGAAAUUAUUGUAACUCACACAUCAAUCAGGCUGACAAUUCUGCUGAAAACUUUUCAUUAUAUUCACCUGAUAGUCAUAGUACAAUUAUUGAUGCUUUAGAAAAAUUAGAAACACCCAUGGAAACACCGCAUUAUUUAAAUUUCGAACUGCAGCUAAUAAUUGGCAUGAUUAACGUGGCAGAAGACGGUGACAGACGAAUUGAUACAUUUGAAAAAAUAUUGUAUUUGACUAUGGAAUAUGUUGAAUCGCUCAAGAAUUAUAAAGAUAAGAUCCGUAAGGAGCUAGAAACAGUAGCGAUCAAAGAUAACAGUGAUUUUGCGUUAAAUGCAUUUAUAAAUUGCAUAAAAUAUCGUUCGAAAAUACUUUCAUGGGUAUCGACAUUCCAACGUAACAUUGACAAACUCAUUGAAGAUGCACAUCGAAUGAUACCUAACUGAUCUGUCGCUCACAGUUACAACAGCCAAGAGACAAUGUAAUAAACAGCAGGGCGGAGCCAAUUGACAAUGGAACAGAAGUCGAUGACAAUUCUUUCCAAUCAACAUGUGAUAUUUCGCUGAUUUUAUUUAAAAGAUAUCUGUAAACAAAUCAACAUUAAAGUGACAAAUACGCUAUAGCGUAUCUAUAGAUUGUAAAUAAGAAAAAAAUUCAAAAUCUUCUAACACCAAAACGAUUCUUUAAAAAACAUAAAAAUGAGCAUAAUAAGUUUGUAAAUUCCAAAAACACGAAAA
This is a messenger RNA of Contarinia nasturtii (swede midge), 1338 nucleotides long. RefSeq lists its product as uncharacterized. The transcript has 9 exons. NCBI's taxonomy places the organism in Eukaryota, Metazoa, Arthropoda, Insecta, Diptera, Cecidomyiidae. Bases 37 to 1047 code for a protein of 336 amino acids. The record is from RefSeq and is a predicted model, not a curated record.